GCAACCUCCAUUUCUCAAGCUUGCUUUCAUCAACCAAUUGUAUUGAGAAAGUAAAAAGAAAGAAGAGGAAAUAAUGUUGUUCAACUUUGGUCUUCCAAUUAUAUUCUCACAUCUUUAUUUUUUCUUCCUUCCCUUAAUAAUAGCCUUCUUGUUUUUGAUCAUGAAUAUUUCAAGUACCAUUUUCACCAAUCUUUUCCCAUAUUCCAAGUCCACCAAGAUUCCAAGAUCCUAUCCAAUUAUUGGCUCAUAUUUCUCAAUCAAAUCCAACAAAGAUCGUCGGAUUCAAUGGACAUCUGAAAUAGUUUUAAGUACACUACCAUCUCUCACUUUUACUCUUCAUCGACCACUAGGCCACCGCCAUAUAUUCACAGCAAACCCUUCCAAUGUUCAGCACAUUCUCAAAACCUACUUCCAUAAUUAUCAAAAAGGGUAUCUUGGUAAGGAAACUUUAAAGGAUCUUCUAGGCAAUGGUAUCUUUAAUGCUGAUGGUGAGAUUUGGAAGUACCAAAGAAAACUUGCUAGCCAUGAAUUCAACUCCAAAUCCUUGCGUAGAUUCGUUGAGAAUGUUGUAAACGUUGAACUGUCUGAUCGUCUUGUACCUAUUUUGACUGUGGCCGCGUCUCAAGAUACCGUUCUUGACAUCCAAGAUUUGCUUCAAAGGUUCGCUUUUGACAACAUUUGCAUGGUUGCUUACGGGUACGAUCCAGCAUAUUUAUUACCAUCCUUUCCGGAGGCAAAAUUUGCAAAUGCUUUCGAAGAAGUUGUUCGAAUUAGUAGCGAGAGAUUCAAUUCCCUCGCCCCGUUUAUAUGGAAGCUCAAGCGAAUCCUCAACGUUGGAUCUGAGAAGAAAUUGAGGGUUUGUGCAACACAAAUUCGCGAUAUGGCUAAGGAAAUGAUCAAGCAAAAGAAGGAUAAAUCAACUUUUAUUUCUUGUGAUGAUCUUCUUUCAAGAUUCUUAAUAAGCUCCAAUGAACAACACAACAUGCAUGAUGAAGAGUUCAUUACGGAUAUUGUGAUAAGCUUUAUCUUGGCUGGAAGGGACACAACUUCUGCUGCACUAACAUGGUUCUUCUGGUUGAUUUCCAAGAAUCCAGAAGUGGAAAAAGAAAUCUUGAAGGAAAUAGUUAAGACGACGUCUUCUUCAACGUAUGAUGAAGUAAAGGAUAUGGCAUACACUCAUGCAUCACUAUGUGAAAGCAUGAGACUUUACCCGCCCGUCCCCGUGGAUACUAAAGAAGCCAUGCAAGAUGAUAUAUUGCCUGAUGGGACAUUUGUGAGGAAAGGAACAAGAAUAAGCUAUCAUCCAUAUGCAAUGGGGAGGGUGGAGGAUAUGUGGGGGAAGGACUGGAAUGCUUUUAGGCCAGAAAGAUGGUUGGAAAGGGAUGUUAAGACAGGGAAUUGGAAGUUUAUCCCUAGGGAUCCGUUUGUGUAUCCGGUGUUUCAAGCUGGACCUAGGGUUUGUUUGGGGAAGGAGAUGUCGUUCUUGCAGAUGAAGAAGGUGGUUGCCGGAGUUCUACGACGCUUUAGAGUGGUUCCAGUGGUGGAUAAAGGUGAGGAUCCAGUGUUGAUAGCCUACCUUACUACUAAGGUGAAGGGUGGUCUCCUGGUGAAGAUUGAGGAACGGACAAAUUCAUAUGAUACACACUCUCCAUCGCAGUAAAAUCUUCCCGAUUAAUGAAAUAUAAAAAAAAAAUGUGUGCGCGUGCACGCAUACAUGUUAAGAAAUAUACUAGUUUUCUAAUACGUGUUGCAAGUAUAUCUUUGUAAAAAAUGGGAAGAUAAGACCGUGAUCUCCUCUCCAACACCAAAAUCGCCAUAAGGAGAAAAACGAAGAGGAACAAAAUAUGUAAGAAAUAUAUGUGCGUGUAUUUAGACAUAUUAGUCCAUGUCCAAUCAGAGUAACCAGUGUGUGCUUCCUCCUUCUUUGAUGAAAUGAAUUCUAUAGGAGAGGUUGAGAAGAAGGAACUUUGUUAAAGAUGAUCUGUAUGUGUGCAAGGAUGGACUUUUUCCUUUUUCCUUCAAUUGUUUGUCCAAUCUUUUUCUUAUUCAUCUUUGUUCAUCUAUUCUUAGCGAUGUUUAUUGUGGAAGUAAAAUAGUAAAUAAAAAAUGUCUGUAUUACUUGGUGACUUUUCUCACAUGAGAUAUACAUUAAUGAGAUUUUGUAUCUUGUCAUUC
Lycium barbarum (goji berry) is the source of this 2175-nucleotide messenger RNA. Its product is annotated as cytochrome P450 94A2-like. Bases 74 to 1660 code for a protein of 528 amino acids. Gene Ontology annotation, molecular function: oxidoreductase activity, acting on paired donors, with incorporation or reduction of molecular oxygen; monooxygenase activity; iron ion binding. Lineage: Eukaryota; Viridiplantae; Streptophyta; Magnoliopsida; Solanales; Solanaceae. The record is from RefSeq and is a predicted model, not a curated record. The transcript has a single exon.